CCUCCCCGAAAGUCCCAGGCCAGCAGCUCCCCUCCCCUCCCCAUCUCCUCCCGGUUGGCUCCGCCACCGAAACCCUCGCGCCGGCCGCCGCACGGCCCCCAUCCCUGACCCGCUCGCCGCCUCCGCCGCGCGAUGCCCUUGGGCAUCUGAUUCAUGUCUCACCCCCACGCCACCGCCCCCAAGCGGCCCUUUUCCUCCGCCUCUCCCUCUCCCACCUCCCCCGCGCCGCCGCACAUGAAGAAGGCCAAGCUUCCCGCCUCCUCCUCCUCCUCCGCCGGCCCCACCGAGAAGAACGGGCUCCACCUCGACCCGACGGCCGCCGCCGCCGUCCGGGGCAGUGGCCGCACUAACGGCGAGGAGGACGCGGAGAUGCUGCUCGCUGACCAGGACGAGCUCCGCGCUCCCAGCGCAUCGGUGCCCGGGGGCGUCACGGCCAACCUAUUCCGCAAGAAGGCCACGCUGCCGCAGCCAUCUGCCACCUCUGCCACACGCAAGCCCCUCCGCAUCAAAAUAGGCCAGCCAAAAUUGCCUAAAAACUUUGAGGAGGAUACUUGGGCUAUUUUGAAGGAUGCUAUUACAGCUAUAUUUCUCAAGCAGAAGCUUUCAUGUGACGUUGAGAAACUUUAUCAGGCAGCUGGUGAUCUUUGUCUACACAAGCUAGGGGCAAAUCUAUACGAGCGUGUCAAGAAAGAAUGUGAAAUACAUAUAGCGGCAAAAAUAUCAGCUUUAGUGGGUCAAAGUCCAGAUUUGGUUGUAUUUUUGUCGUUGGUGCAUAGAACAUGGCAAGAUUUUUGCGACCAGAUGUUGAUUAUUCGUGGUAUUGCUUUACUUCUUGAUGUAAAAUAUGUCAAGAAUAUUGCAAAUCUUUGUUCUGUGUGGGAUAUGGGGCUCCAGCUGUUCCGCAAGCAUGUGUCACUGUCUCCAGAGAUUGAACACAAAACCGUUACUGGUCUUUUAAGAUUGAUUGAGAGCGAGAGGCUUGGUGAAGCAAUAGAUAAGACAUUGCUUAGUCAUCUUCUGAAGAUGUUUACUGAUCUUGGAAUGUAUUCUGAGACUUUUGAAAAGCCUUUUCUUGAAUGCACUUCUCAGUUUUAUGCUACUGAAGGUGUCAAAUAUUUGCAACAAUCUGAUAUUCCAGACUACCUGAAACACGUGGAGUCAAGAUUGCAAGAAGAACAUGAGAGGUGCAUUAUGUAUUUGGAAGCUAACACGAGGAAGCCACUUAUCGCAACUACAGAAAAACAAUUGCUACAUAGACAUACAUCUGCAAUUAUUGAGAAGGGAUUUACAAUGCUUAUGGAAGCAAAUCGUGUAAAGGACCUCUGGAGGAUGUACACCCUUUUCCAGAGGGUUGAUGCCAUUGAGAUGCUAAAGCAAGCUCUUAGUUUAUAUAUCCGGGGCACUGGCCAGGGCAUUAUCAUGGACGAAGAGAAAGACAAAGAUUUGGUUCCCUUUCUUCUGGAAUUUAAGGCAUCUCUUGAUAAAAUAUUGGAAGAAAGUUUUGCCAAAAAUGAGUCUUUCUCGAAUACUAUAAAGGAGUCAUUCGAGCAUCUUAUCAAUCUACGCCAGAACCGACCUGCUGAAUUGAUUGCAAAGUUUCUUGAUGAGAAACUCCGAGCUGGAAAUAAAGGUACCUCAGAAGAAGAACUGGAGGGAAUACUUGAUAAAGUUUUGGUUCUGUUCCGAUAUAUACAAGGAAAAGAUGUAUUUGAGGCAUUCUACAAGAAGGAUCUGGCUAAGAGGUUGCUGCUGGGGAAAAGCGCAUCAAUAGAUGCUGAAAAGUCAAUGAUUACAAAGCUCAAAACUGAAUGUGGAAGUCAAUUUACCAACAAACUGGAGGGAAUGUUCAAGGACAUUGAAUUAUCCAAAGAAAUAAAUGAUUCUUUCAAGCAAUCAUCUCAGGCAAGGACAAAGCUUCCCACUGGAAUUGAAAUGAGCGUCCAUGUGCUUACAACAGGCUACUGGCCGACAUAUCCACCAAUGGAUGUAAAACUCCCACAUGAACUUAAUGUUUAUCAGGAUAUAUUUAAGGAGUUCUAUUUGAGUAAGUACAGUGGAAGGCGUCUGAUGUGGCAAAAUUCUUUGGGUCACUGUGUCUUGAAAGUAGAGUUCCCUAAAGGUAGAAAGGAGCUUUCAGUGUCAUUGUUUCAGAGUGUAGUUUUGAUGUUAUUCAAUGAUGCGCAAAAGCUAAGCUUCCUCGACAUAAAAGAUUCAACUGGUAUCGAGGAUAAAGAAUUGAGAAGAACACUGCAGUCACUUGCGUGUGGUAAAGUUCGGGUUCUCCAAAAGACACCAAAAGGGCGAGAUGUAGAUGAUAAGGACGAAUUUGUAUUUAAUGACGAAUUUAGUGCCCCUCUUUAUCGCAUAAAGGUGAAUGCGAUUCAGAUGAAGGAGACAGUAGAAGAAAACACGAGCACCACUGAGAGAGUAUUCCAAGAUCGUCAGUAUCAGGUUGAUGCGGCCAUAGUUCGAAUUAUGAAGACGAGGAAAACCCUCAGCCACACUCUUCUAAUAACCGAGCUCUUUCAGCAGCUCAAAUUCCCGAUCAAGCCAGCGGAUAUGAAGAAAAGAAUAGAGAGCCUAAUCGAUAGGGAGUACUUGGAGAGAGACCGGAGUAACCCCCAGAUAUACAAUUACCUGGCUUGACAACCUUGGGAUGCCGUGAAAGAGUUCGUGUUAAUUUUAUUGUCAGAAAGACUGUAAAGUAAUCGGGUAUCGCUGUUCCUUGUUUUCCCCCUCUCGUACUCGCUGGGAGUUGUAGCAGUUGCACCGGGCCUGCAUUUAUGUAUACGAACGAGUUUUAGAUAUAAAAGCUGCGCAUUAUGCAUGUAUCCGUGUAAGUUUGUAACACCCCGUUUGCUGAAGAAUAAGCAUCCCUAAAAUUCGCAGUGU
This is a messenger RNA of Brachypodium distachyon (stiff brome), 2892 nucleotides long. RefSeq names its product cullin-4. Bases 154 to 2646 code for a protein of 830 amino acids. Gene Ontology annotation, molecular function: ubiquitin protein ligase binding. The record is from RefSeq and is a predicted model, not a curated record. Lineage: Eukaryota; Viridiplantae; Streptophyta; Magnoliopsida; Poales; Poaceae. The transcript has 17 exons. Gene Ontology annotation, cellular component: cullin-RING ubiquitin ligase complex. Gene Ontology annotation, biological process: protein ubiquitination; ubiquitin-dependent protein catabolic process.